This is a messenger RNA of Anthostomella pinea, 1407 nucleotides long. The record is from the annotation of a GenBank genome assembly. NCBI's taxonomy places the organism in Eukaryota, Fungi, Ascomycota, Sordariomycetes, Xylariales, Xylariaceae.
AUGUCGAGCUGUCGGAGGGUCGCAAGGCCGCUUGCACAGUCCCUACGACAAGAACGGCUACUGCAGAGCUCGACCACGCACUUCGCCCGGUCCUUCUCGCGGAGUGCAUCUCGACAAGAUGAAGUGACCACCACCACGCCUCCCCCUUCCUCUACGACACCGCCGCCGAUAUCAUCGACCACCUCGAUCGACCAGCUCGAGGCCGCAGCCACGAAGCCGCGCAUGCAGGAGCGUCUGCUGGACCCGGACACCACAACAGCCCACUGGGCCGAGCGCAAGCUCAUCCGCAUGGGCACGCCCCCGGUCGGAUCGCGACGUCGUCGAGCCGCCAUCCGAUCCUCCGAGAACGUGCCCUUCGAGCAGCUGCCCUACCAGGCCUUCCAGGAGGCCCGCAAGGUGCUGCAGGAAGACCGCGAGCAGAAGGUCCGCGCCAUCGCGACCGAGCUGGCCAAAAUCAAGCGCCUGGAGGACACCCCCGCCGACCAGGUGCCCGGCGGCGAGCGCAAGAAGAAUCUGCGCCUGGCCAGCUUGAGAAAACACGUUCAGGAGCUCAAGAUUCUGGCGGAUAUCAAUGAUCCGGUCGUCAAGCGGAAAUUCGAAGAUGGCUUUGGGGACAUGAACAAGCCUAUCUACCGUCACCUUGCUGAGAAGAAAUGGCGCGGCAUGCCAUGCAGGCUGAUAACACAGCGUAUCUCGCAGCUGGCUAUCGUCCCUGAUGUGCUGCCCAAGUUUGAGCCAGUCGCUGAUGUCCAGCUGUUCUUCCGUCGGAUCAAGGUGGAGCCUGGCGAGAUGAUAGACUCGCGCGUAUCAGAGGUACCUCCGCGCUUGAAGGUCCAGGUCUUCAAUGCGGGCGAGCGCCUUGUCUCAGUCGUGGUGAUGGACUCUGAUGUUCCCAACGCCGAGACGGACUCUUUUGAGAGACGGUGUCACUACCUCGCAGCCAACGUGCCUAUUGGUCCCGACCAACCAUCCUUGCCCCUUGGUAAAGUCGACAAGGAGACGCAGCUGGCUGUUCCUUGGCUGCCGGCCUUCUCUCAGAAAGGCGCACCCUACCACCGAUUGUCUGUCUUCAUUCUGGAGCAGAAGCCUGGAGAAACCAUGGAUAUCGCCAAACUGCGCGAGCUAUACAGCGGCCGGGAUGGAUUCAGUCUGAAGAGCUACAGAGACAAGUUCGGCCUCAACCCAGUCGGGUUCAACAUUUUCAGAACCAUCUGGGACGAAGGCACCGCUGGUGUCAUGGAGAGAGCUGGCGUGCCGGGUGUCGACGUCGAGUUCAAGUUCAAGAGGGUCUACUCCCUCAAGGGAGAGAAGAAGGCCAGGGGCUGGGAGGCAAAGAGAUCCAAGCCCAAGUACAGGGGCUUGUGGAAGUACAGCAGGAAUAUCCACGGUAUGAACCGCAAACGGUAG